Archocentrus centrarchus (flier cichlid) is the source of this 4431-nucleotide messenger RNA. RefSeq names its product bri3 binding protein (gene bri3bp). The record is from RefSeq and is a predicted model, not a curated record. Lineage: Eukaryota; Metazoa; Chordata; Actinopteri; Cichliformes; Cichlidae. Gene Ontology annotation, cellular component: mitochondrion. Bases 140 to 841 code for a protein of 233 amino acids. The transcript has 3 exons.
CUUCCCCCCCAUCAAGGCUAGUGUCGGUCAUCGCCCGGCGAGGUGUCGCUUUUGGCAGCUAAUUACCCGUUUUACUCCGCGUUUAAGUGAAACAUUUUUGAUACACUCUUCCUUUUGACACCCAGCGGCACUUGGGGCCAUGAAAAGAAUCAGGUUUUUCGUCUUUUUCUUGGUGCUUUCCGCGUCUUUGCUGUGCGCAACCGAAGGGGGCAGGAGCAGGACCAGCAACCAGAACAGCUUCCGACGGGCAGCUAAUGGCAUCUAUCAGACUCUGAGCAGCGUUUUCGGAGAGGACAACAUUAGAGGGUUGUACAAGUUCUUCUCCAAAGCAACGGAGAGGUUUGUCAGUGGAGUGGACUCUUUCCUGGACACCAUCUGGAAGAUCUGGUCAGAUCUGCUGGAUGUGAUGGGCAUUGACUCAUCAAACCUCAGCCACUACUUCAGCCCCACAUCUCUUACCAACUCCCCAGCACGUGCCCUGCUCCUGGUCGCCGCUGUGCUCUUGGCCUACUGGUUCCUGUCUAUGUUCCUGGGGGGUUUCUUUUACUUGCUGCAUGCUGUGUUUGGACGCUUCUUCUGGCUAGCCCGCGUCACCCUCUUCGCCCUGUCCUGCCUCUACAUCCUGCAGAAGUUCGAGGGUGACCCUGAGCGUGCAGUGCUCCCACUGUGCUUCAUCAUGGCUGUGUACUUCAUGACGGGCCCUGUGGGAGCAUACUGGCGCCGGGGCGGUGGAGCAGGUUCACUAGAAGAAAAAAUCGACCACCUGGACACUCAGAUCAGGCUGCUCAAUAUCAGGUUGAGCCGUGUAAUAGACACCAUUGAACGUACCGGGGACCAGUAGACACACUUUAGGUUGAAGCAAGGAUGAGUUUGGGGGAGGGUCCAGGGGAAAAACUGAUGUAUUUGAUAAGAGAAUACUGUCUCCUACAUACAGCUUUAUUGUCAGAUGGGGACAAAACUAGAUCUGAAAACAGUAUUUUAAUGGCUUGAAUUGAUUUUAGUAACAAGAGAAACUGUUGAAUUGGAGCUUGCACAAAACCAAACAGCUCUUUUUUUUUUUUUCCUUUUCUUUUUUUGUUUGAGAGCUUUGAGAGGUUUUUUUACAUCUCUGAGGAAGUUGUCGAGGAGAUGUCAGAGGUUUUCUAAAUACUAGCCUACUUUUACACCUCAGCUACUUGUAAGAAAUUCCUCUAGUUUAAUAUUUAGAGGUUUACUUAAGUACUGUCAAUGCUUGUGCUUGAUAAAUAAGCAGAUUUUACAUAUGUUUAUUUAUUCUGAUCCCUGUAAAUAAGCUGGGGGUUCAGUUGUCCACAUUUUUCCCCUUUUUGAAACUAUUGAUGUAAGAAGGGGUAGGGUAUAUGCUACUGGGAACCAACACAAACGUCGUUUCUAUAAUGUGUAAAUUCCAGAUGUUGGAUAGUUGACCACAGUAAGAUUUAUUUAUUCCAUUUUCCAUCCAAAGUGUUGAAAUUGUGUAGGUCUAGUUUGUUCUAUUGAGUCAUUGUUUCAUAGUGACAAAAGCUUGACAUCAGGACCUCUUUUUCUUGUGUGAAUUUGCAUAGAUGCAUCUCAGUGACCUGCUUGAAUGUGUGUGUGUGUGUGUGUGUGUGUGUGUGUGUGUGUGUGUGUGUGUGUGUGUGUGUGUGUGUGUGUGUGUGUGUGUGUGUGUGUGUGUGUGUGUGUGUGUGUGUGUGUGAGAGGCAAGCUUAUGAAAUAGAAAAGCACUGUAUUAAAAGUCACCAUCAGAUGUGGACAGACAGGCAGCAAUAUCUCAGGGACUCACCCAACACUUGUUGAAAUCAAAUGAGAUAUCAAGUAUGUUAAAAUCAUGUAUUGGUCUCUUCACAAUUCAGAUGUGGCUUCACAUUUUUUCCCAGUAUCUUACAGUACUUUGUGUUGAACUUGUAAAGUUUAAAUCCAGCUUUUCAUUCAUUAUUUAAAUACCAGCGUGGAGUUACUGUGGUGAUCUGAACUGUUGCUAAUACUCCUAAAGUUUAUGGAUGUGAAAUCUAAUACUGCUGGGAAAAAAUCAGAUUGAAUAUCAUUUAACCCUGCUUUUGAAACUAAUGUAUGUGGUCAUUUCUCUUAUGAGUAUUUUAAUGGUAGUUUAAAACCAGCUUAAUUGAGUCAUGCACUAAAAGGUUAUGUUAAAAAGUAGUGUGUUGGUAUAUUCUUACCCUGCAUCACUGUAGCUCUCGCUAAUUUGUUAGAUUGAUAUGACUAAUUUCUUGUUUAUUUCUGAUUUUUUUUUUUUUUUUUUUUUUCCUUUUUUCCCUCUCAUCAGCUCAUUUCUCACCAUGGAUUGCUGUAAGAGAAUGGGCCCUACACUGCUUGUCUAUGUUUGUGACAUGCCUCCAUCAAUUAAAAACCCCACUUCCUUUACUGUAAAUUAAAGUUAUUGAAUCUGUACUCUGUAAAAAAAAAAAAAAAAACAGUUUUCUAAAAAUGACCCUAAUGCUGUGCAGAUUUGGUGCUCUAAGUGUCCACAUGAGAAAAAUUAGCCAACAGACACAAGUUGCUGGUGAUCAAGAUACAUUUAAUGAUAAUACUGAGGUCAAACAGGAUGGUGUUGAUACUACUACUACCAGUAUGUGUGGGCUGUAUUUCUGUUUCUCUCAAUAGUAUGGGUGCAGUGAUGUAUAGAAUGUAAAAGGUUUUGUAUCAACAAGUGCGGGUUGUAGUGUCCUUCUGGCUUCACAGUAUAUAGUGGGAUGAAAUUCAAGCUCAUUUAUUAUCACUGACUGUUGUCAUACCAAGUACAUCUGCUCAUAUUAUUGGGAGAAAAGAUCCCCAGUUACUUUUUGUUUGAAGUUAAUUUCUGUUCCUUUAAGGCCAGUUUUUUUUUUUUUUUUUAAACUGGUACACUAAUAACUGUGUAAUACUGUACACCUUGAAACCUGAUAUGUUUAUAGAUUGUCGUCAUACCGUGAGAAUCUCAUACUGCGUAACCUUAUGCCAGGUAUAGAAACAUGGACUUGUUAGCCAUUUCCCAGCACUGUCUGGUGAUUUCUAUUGAGUUCAGGUUCUCAUUAAAUGUUAUCAAAAUUAAGUGUGGUAAUAGCAAAUUUCAAUAACCUCAUAUACUCUUAAUGAGUCCCUGUUUUGCCCCGACUGCCAUCAACAAACCCAGGUCGCCCAUAUAUCCUACGUAAUCUCAAAUUUUGCUGCAUGCUUAUCUUUUAUGCCUAUAAUAUUGCAUUACAUUACAGUAUGAUUAUGCUGUUGACUGCCUAGGCAGAGAGCCCUUACAAAAUGUGUGUGGUGUGAUGAAAUUAGCCAGAAGUCAAUUACUAUUGGAAUUGUGUUAUAAGUCUUGUUCUUCUGUACUUUACGGUUUACAUUUGCACUGAUGCUAAACUGUGUGUGCUGUUUGUUAUGGUUACAACACUGAACCGGACACAAACGCUCUCCUGUCAUUCCAUAAUCACAUGAUUGCCGUGUCUCUGACAUAGUCAAAUUAUAAAGUCCUUACAAUGAUAAUGAUCAUUUUGUGAUUUGUAGACGAACCGCCGACGUGAGAAAGGGAUGUGAUCAUGGUGUGCUUUAUUGUGUGGUUGGUCUAACAGUCUGUAGCCAGCAGUCUUCAUAGGUUUAACUACUGGGAGCAUGUGUGAUAAAUGAAGGCGUAUUAUAGUGUGCAGUAAUUAUGUAUGUUGAUAGAUUUUAGAUUACAGUAGAUGACAGUGUGAUAUUGAAGCUGAAAAAUGCCCUGCAGUUGGUUUAGAAAGGAUUCAGGAUUUUGGUGGCUGUUUAUCAGACUUUGUAUGCUAGACAUUAAAAACUGUAUUUUUUUUUUUUAUUUUUUUUUUUAGAGGCAAAUGAAAACUUCUGGGUAUUCUUCAAAGUUCUCACACUGAAAACACUCACAAACAAGCUCCAAGAGGGAGGUUUUACCAUUCCUUUCAGAUAUUAUGGAAGAAAUUGUUAAUGCUUCAAUUUGCUGGUAGUUGUAGGUCUAGUCAUGUCCCACUUGUGGGUCCUUCUGUUGGCUUCUCAGCAUAGACUGAGUCCUGCAUUCAGAUUAUAUUUAUUCAAUGUUAACUGUCAUCUGAAUGACGUGCUUCUUUUUUAAUGUACCUUGUCCAGUGUAUUUCUUUGUUUUCCACAUAGCCUGCUUUUUAUAAUGUACUGUGCCAAUAAUGUAUUUUAUUUUGUUGUUACUUAAAAAUUGUAACCAUUGAUUUUAGAGUAGAUGCAGAUAGCAUAUACUUUCUUUUCCAUAUCACCACUUAAUGUUUUUAAGCCUUUUUUCUUUCUUUCUAAUGAGUAUUUUGUACUCACUCGAUGUUUGAAGAGCCAAACUGUUCUGCCUGCUGUUACUUCGUGUUUGGAUGUUUGUCUUUAUGAAAACCUGUUGGUGGGGAUGUGGUUCUUUAUGUGCCAGAAUGAAAAUGAGGUCCAGAUUUAAAUAAACACCAGACUAUGACUAAA